Molecule: messenger RNA, 180 nt
Organism: Funneliformis geosporum
Lineage: Eukaryota; Fungi; Glomeromycota; Glomeromycetes; Glomerales; Glomeraceae
Source: the annotation of a GenBank genome assembly
ACCGACCCCACCCCUUUUAUAUCAGCUGAUUUCUGGCAUGCCUCUAAUUAUAGUAAUUCAUUAGGAGUAGUAGUCUUUAAUGAUAGUAUAAAAACUAAUGUAUUAGCAGGAAAAAUAGUGGAAAGGGUUACUCUUUCUAAUCCAUUUAAUAAUGGUGCUAAUAAUGGCAUUAAUACACCA